AUGAAUAGCGCCUCGGCGUUCCAAGAUUUGGACUCGCAGGAUACUGUGGCAUCUGAUCAAGCUCUUUACAACAUUAAUGGAGUCAUCCUAAGACCGCAUAAGCCGCUAAGCCAGAAAUUAGAUAUGCGGGAUGUAGCACUAUCGAUCAAUAAUGGCCAGUUCAAGGGAUUCGUGCGAUUGGACGGACGCUUCACAAUAAGUAGUGUGCCGAACGGAAGUCACAUUCUGGAGGUGCACCAUCCGGACUUUUACUUCGAGCCCGUGAAGGUGGAGAUCAACGGAAAGGGAAAAUACCGCGCUCGCAAGGUCAGCUACACCCAGCCAUCAGUGAUCAACCAGGUGCCAUAUCCACUGCGCCUGCAGCCACUUUUUCGGCGAAACUAUUUUCGUCUUCGGGAGCAAUGGCGCCUAAUGGAUAUCCUUCUGAAUCCUUUGGUUCUUUCUAUGCUGGUGCCGAUGCUUUUCAUGUUGAUUCUACCGAAGAUAAUCAGUGAUCCAGAGGCCAAGAAGGAGUUGGACAACAUGCCGUUCCCGAAAAUAAAGGACAUACCGGACUUUGGCGACAUGCUCUCCUCAUAUCUUUCGGGCACCGCUAAGCCAGGACAAAGGGAAAUCGCUGAGAGACCCCGAAAGAAAGCACAAUAA
Molecule: messenger RNA, 645 nt
Organism: Drosophila kikkawai
Lineage: Eukaryota; Metazoa; Arthropoda; Insecta; Diptera; Drosophilidae
Product: ER membrane protein complex subunit 7 homolog
Cellular component (GO): EMC complex
Molecular function (GO): carbohydrate binding
Source: RefSeq, a predicted model, not a curated record